Messenger RNA from Vollenhovia emeryi, 2113 nucleotides. RefSeq names its product proton-coupled folate transporter-like. Gene Ontology annotation, biological process: transmembrane transport. Gene Ontology annotation, molecular function: transmembrane transporter activity. The record is from RefSeq and is a predicted model, not a curated record. Gene Ontology annotation, cellular component: membrane. NCBI's taxonomy places the organism in Eukaryota, Metazoa, Arthropoda, Insecta, Hymenoptera, Formicidae. The transcript is spliced from 6 exons. The coding region runs from base 520 to 1911 and encodes 463 amino acids.
GGCCGGAGUGGCCGGGCUGUCAAGCAUAUACAUAUGUGACUCAUUCUUUAAUGUUCCGCGAUACAAAGAGCAGUCGUGUUGUUAUCCGUAAUUUAGGAAAAUUGCAGCAUACAUUAUGCCGCGUGUAUUAUCUAUGCGUAAAUUUUCCAAAGUGCAUUGUUGCACGAUCGCAGCAGUUGCAAUUGCACUUCGCGGCCAAUGUGAUUACGUCACACGAGCGAGAAAAUAUUCUGACACAUCUAUACACACAGCCAUGCACGCGAGUAUAUACGUACGUACAUGUAUGUGUGUGUGUGCGUGUGUGUGUACGUAUAUAAGCAAUUUUCCAACAAAGAAACGCGUAGUGAGAGACAUUAAGCAUAUCUCGCUGUUUGCUUAUCUACAAUUCCUAAUUAUUUCCAUCAAAUAAAACAACUUCCAAACGUUCGAUCAAUGCAUUCGCGUGCUGUGUUAUCAAGCAUUUGUCACUGCGUUUUCGCACGGAGAGUGUUCGGCUUUUGAUGAAUAUUACCGAAGAUAAUGGACCCAACUGUCCCGGAAUGGAGGCGUUAUUUACUCGUGCAACCACCCACGAUACUGUUGCUACUUGCCGUGACAAUGUCAGGUACUGUCUUCACAGAUCUGUUGUUGAAUCGUACAUGCGUUGUGACUCUGAAAAUAAACGAAACGGAGUGCCUGCUGCUCCAUAAGAAUAGCACCAGCAAGGAGGCGCUCAGGCUCAACUCCAUAGUCCAACCAUACACAAGCUUAGUUAUAAUGGCUAAAGCCUUCAUGGAAAGCAUCAUCCCGUCACUCUUGACGUUAUUUCUGGGACCAUGGAGUGACAAAUACGGAAGAAAACCCCUUAUACUUUCAGGAUAUAUAAGUACAUCUUUAACUUAUCUUCUGCUUUCUGUAUUGGCUCAGUGGGAUGUUGGACCUUGGUAUUUCCUGAUAGCCUACAUUCCUACUGGCCUCUUGGGUGGCAUAGGCGUAUUGAUUUUAGCUUCCGUAUGUUACAUCACUGAUAUAACGGACGAUAACGAGCGGGCAUGGCAUUUAGCCUGGUUGGACGCACUGAUCUCUCUCGGCGCCCUAAUCGGAUUGCUUUGUGGUCCAGUGAUAUUUGAAGCAUGUGGCUACAGUGCUGUAUUUGGUGUUGCGUUUAUGUUCUGCGCUCUAGCAACGUUGUACAUAAUAUUUUUCGUUCCAGAAACUGUACAUAGUCAAACUUGCGGUAUCCGCGAGGUAUUUGACUUUAAGUUAGUAAAGGAUCUCAUUAAUACGUGCACAAGUAAGAGAGACGGAUUCAACAGGUCGUUAGUUUGGAGCUGCAUAGCAUGUCUUACGCUCGUCCUGAUUGUAUUUGAAGGUAGUCUCGCUAUCGGAUAUUUAUUUACAAGCGCGAAGCUUGGGUGGACCGUAGAAAAGUACUCCACUUAUGUAGCUGCGGACGCUAUGGUAGGGAUAUUCGGGACGAUAUCCGGUAUUAGAUUAAUGCGAAACUAUGCAGGAUUUCCAGAGGCUGUAGUUGCGAUAAUAUCUGUUACGUCAUCUCUUGGUAGUGUCUUGGUACGUGCCUUUACAUGGCAGUCUUGGCAUAUGUAUUUAUCAGUGGCUCUAGGAAUGUUUGGCAAUAUAUCUCGAUCGAUGAUACGUGCUGUAUUAUCCAAGGCAAUACCUACGCAGGACACAGGGAAGGUUUUCUCUCUAGCUGCGGCUCUAGAGACACUGUUACCGUUUGCGUCAGCUUCUCUGUAUACCUUUUUCUACUCCCAUUACAUGCCACCUUUAUAUCCUCUACCAGUGUGGUUCUUAUCAGCAGUAUUUUAUGUCAUAACUAUUGUGAUACUGAUAUAUAUACAGAUACAAGUAAUGAGAAGUACCACAGUGCCUUUUGCUCAAUUGACGGAAGAUAAUAAUUCGACUUAGUGCAUGAUCCUUUUAAGGAAAGACAAGUACAAAAUAUAUCUGCGAGAUGAACCAACUAAUCAACUAACAAUAAGUGCAAAGACGAUAUUUUUACAUAUAAUAUAUACUUUUUUUAGCAACAUAUAAAGCGUGCAUUCUUUAUAUAAUAUAUGUAUGAAAUUUAUAUAUAUAAUAUAUGUAUAUGUAUAUAUGAAAUUUUGUA